Molecule: messenger RNA, 5484 nt
Organism: Cynara cardunculus var. scolymus (artichoke)
Lineage: Eukaryota; Viridiplantae; Streptophyta; Magnoliopsida; Asterales; Asteraceae
Product: protein NETWORKED 1D-like
Exons: 4
Coding region: 165-5300 (1711 amino acids)
Cellular component (GO): plasma membrane
Molecular function (GO): actin filament binding
Source: RefSeq, a predicted model, not a curated record
AAAUCGAGGUUUAGAGAUUUGUGAUUUUUAUAUGAUUUUGUUUAUGAAGCUGCAAAUCGAGAAUCGCAACUGAAUUUUUGAUCCUUCUGGAAUGACAGAAGGAAAUUAAGGUUACUCGGGGUCGAACUUUACAAAAUUCUUUCUUUAUUUGGGAGGCUUGAACCAUGGCUACUUUGUCAAAGACGGACUCGAGGCGCAUGUAUUCUUGGUGGUGGAACAGCCAUAUUAGCCCCAAGAAUUCAAAAUGGCUUCAAGAAAAUCUUACGGAUGUCGAUAUCAAGGUGAAAGCAAUGAUAAAGCUCAUYGAAGAAGACGCAGAUUCAUUUGCUAGACGGGCAGAAAUGUACUACAAAAAGCGUCCCGAGCUUAUGAAACUGGUUGAAGAGUUAUACAGAGCUUAUCGUGCCUUGGCUGAAAGAUACGAUCAUGCAACGGGGGCGCUCCGCCAAGCUCACAAAACAAUGACAGAAGCCUUCCCAAAUCAAGUCCCAUUGUUGCCCGAUGAUCCAUCUGCUAAUUCUCCAUAUGACAGUGAUCCUCAGACGCCGAGAACUACCRUACGUGCGUGUUUUGAUCCCGAUGAUUUGCUGAAGAGGAAUGGGGCAAUGGAUGAAGAAUCUGAUGUAGUCGGGUCUACAGGAACGGUCAGACGAGGUCUCAAAUUCGGUGAUUCAGACGAUGGCAACAACAAGCACAGGGCGCAGACUCGAGCCUUGGCUGAAUUCGAGACUGAUAAAGAAAUCCUAUUGUUAAAAGAGUCCGUAGCCAAAGUUGAAGACGAGAAGGAAGCUGGCCAGAAGCAGUAUCUGGAAAGUUUGGAGAGAUUAUCGAAACUGGAGUCUGCGAUCUCUAGUGCACAAGAGGAUUCCCGWGAACUUGCUAGCCGAGCAAGUGAAGCCGAGGCUGAAGCCCGAACGUUGAAAGACGUCCUCCAGAGAUUAGAAACCGAAAAGGAAGAAAGUCUUAAGCUAUACCACUUUGGGUUGGAGAAGAUGUCCAAUCUCGAGAAUGCUCUGGCACAUGCCCGAGAGAGCGUUGAGGAACUCAACGAGCAAGCAAGGGAAGGUGAAAACAUAACCCAAAAUUUGAAACACGAAAUUGCRGAAUUGGAGAAGAGAUUAGCGGAAGCAGAGAAGGAAGCGAGGGAUUUCCGUGAACGAGCUGAGAAAGCCGAGAGUGAAGUCAAGACAUUGAAGCUAGCUAUCGACAAAUUCGAUAAYGAGAAGGAAGCACAAUCUCUCUUGUACCAGCAAUGCUUGGAGACUAUUUCCGAUCUCGAGGCUAGACUCACUUGUGCCCAAGAAGAGGCUGAAAAGCUAAAGAGCGAUAUUGAAAACGGGGUUUCACUGUUAAAGGGUGCAGAAGAACAACGUUUGAUGCUUGAGAARUCAAACAAGACUCUUCACACGGAAUUGGAAUCGAUGGUGUUGAAAAUGGGGUCUCAAACCGAAGAACUAACAGAGAAACAGAAGGAAUUGGGAAGACUUUGGACUUGCAUACAAGAGGAACGACUUCGGUUUUUGGAAGCCGAGACCGCUUUCCAGACUUUGCAACAGUUACACUCCCAAUCUCAAGAAGAACUACGAUCUUUGGCUGCCGAGCUACAGAACAGGGCUCGGGUUUUGACGGAUAUCGAAACUCGAAACCGAACUUUAGAAGGAGAGAUACAGAAGCACAUUGAGGAGAACAAGAACCUCAACGAGCUCAACUUGUCUGUGAUCGGUAGCUUAAAAGAAUCUAACUGUAAACUCGAGAAAGAGGUAGAACUCAGAGUCGACGAAAGAAACGCUCUCCAGCAAGAAAUAUAUUGCCUAAAAGAGGAACUGAACGAUUUGAAUAAGAAUCACCGAUGUAUYUUGGACCAAGUUGUUUCCGUAGGCUUGAACCCUGAAAGCUUAGGAUCAUCCGUAAAGGAGUUGCGGGAUGAGAACUCUAAUUUGAAAGAGGAAUGCCAAACCGAAAAAAGUGCAAAAGCCGCUCUACUCGAGAAACUCGAAAUACUGGGUCAGCUUCUCGAGAGAAAUSUCGUUUUGGAGAAUUCGCUCUCGGAUUUGGGUGCCGAAUUAGAAGGUGUUCGGGGUAAAUUAAAAGCACUUGAAGGAUCAUAUCAAUGCCUUUCAGAAGAGAAAUCUACUCUCGCUAUUGAGAAAGCGAAUCUACUAGGUCAGUUACAAGUAACGACCGAUAAUUUGAGUCUAGUAUCAGAGAAAAACACCGUUCUUGAGAAUUCCCUUUUCGAUGCUCAUGUCAAACUUGAAGUUUUGAAGCAGAAAUCGACGAGCUUCGAAGAUUCAUGUCGAUUGCUUGCCGAUGAAAAAUCUGCACUUAUAACCGAAAAGGAUACUCUAGCUUCGCAAAUGGAGAUCACUGAGAAAAGCUUGAACGAUCUGGAGGUAAAAUAUACGGAUUUAGAAGAGAAGUACUCGUCGAUGGAGAAAGAACGAGAAUCUACGCUUUGCAAAGUCGAAGAUCUACACGUAUCAUUGGCUUUGCAAAAUCAAGAACACAUCAUUUUCGCCCAAAAGAAUGACGAAAAAUUGCAGAGUUUGAGAAACCAGAUUCGAGUCCUAGAAGAAGAGAAUCGCGAUAGAAGGAAAGAAUAUGAAGAAGAGCUCGAUAAAGCUUUGGAAUYGGAUAUCGAGAUCUUUAUCUUGCUGAGGUGUGUACGAGACCUCGAAGAAAAGAACUCAUCUCUGUUCAACGAUUGCCGUAAACUCCAGGAAGCAUCGAUGUUAUCUGAAAAUCUCGUUCAUGUGCUGAAGCAAGAGAAAAGCGAAAACCAGGUGAAAAUCAAAUCUUUAUCGGAUCAGAACAGUAGAUUGAAGACGGGUAUGCACCAGUUGCUGAAGGUUGCUGGCCUUUCUUUGCAUCCCGGAUUCGAAAAUGGUCAAAUUCAAACAUGUUUCGAUAGCGUAUGUAGAAAAUUUGAAGGCACGAACUGUGCUCUCGUUGAAAAUGAAGACAAAAUCAGUGAAUUGGUUGUCGAGAUAUCGAUUCUAGUCGCAYUGCUGAAGCAACUGAAAUCAGAAAUGGCAGAUAUCGAGGCAGAAAAGUGCAGUAUUYAUCAGGAGUUAGGAGUCAGGACUGAGAAGAUUCUUGAGUUGCAAACUGAGGCCCRAAAACUUUCAGAAACAAAUGAAGAAUUGAGAUCGAGAGUAAUUGAAGGAGAUACCACGGAGGAAACACUAAGGACUCAGCUAGCGAGUUUACGUUCAGAGUUGUCGAUUGUUCAAGGAGCUUACGAGGCUUUACAGAUGGACAGUUCAGUGGUCCUCGAAGAAAAUGAGUCUUUAACGAAGGAUAAUGUUCAGAUGAACGAAAGGAUUCGUCUUCUAGAAGACGAAAACGAAGUCAUAUUUGCUGAUGUCAUAAGCCAGAGUAUCCUCUCUCGAACUUUGAAGAAAUACCUUGACGAGAAACAUGCCGAAAUCAACAGGCUCGAUGGAGAUCUACGAAAGCUUCAUGGUGUCAACAAAGUGAUUGUCGAAGAAAUGUCGAUGGUCGAGAAGGAACUGGACGAGGUGCGAAUGGAGAAUCUCCAUCUUAAAGAAACUUUAGAAAAAUCCGAGCGUGAAUUGGAAACAGUUACGUCUGUCCGUGAUGAAUUGAAUUCCGAGUUAGUGAACGGAAGUAAUCUAUUGCAUCUAAAGGAAAUGGAACACAAGGAAACAAUCCAACAACUCGAGAUUUUGGAGCAUGAAAAGACGGAGUUGUCCAAGAUAUUAUCUUGUCUGCAGAGAGAAAACGAAGAGGUCAAAACGACAAGAGACGAACAAGGGAAACAGAUUCUGAAACUUYUAGAAGAUAACGAUCAUUUGAGUGAAGAACGCAAGUGCCUAGAAGAAGAAACCCGGGUUUUGGACCAUAAAAUCCACCAAUUGACGGAAGACCAUCAAAAAACGGAGGAAACUUUGCGUUYUGAGUUGCAUAACGAAAAGGGCAAUGCUCGAUUGUUGGAAACACAUGCAUCGGAAGUCUAUGGUGAUUUGCAAACUUCGACUUUUUGUCAAGUUGUAUUAGAAGAGCGGAUUCGCGAGCUUACUGAAGUUUGUUUGAGCCUUCAAGAAGACAACACGUCCAAGGAURCGAAUACCAAAUUGCUGAAAGAAAGAACCGACGUUUUGGAAUGUGAGAACGGAGAUCUCAAAGCUCAUUUGGCUGCAUACGGCCCCGCCCUUGUGUCUUUGAGGGAUUGCAUCCUAUCGCUCGAAAAUCGUACCUGUAUCAGAACCAAAGUCCAACACUCUGAAAAUGAAGMAGCAGCGAAGGGUGCUGAAUCCGUAACCAUGGACCCCGAUGCAUCCGUUGACUUGCAGGAUCUGCAAGUUAAGGUCAAAGCUAUCGAAACUGCCGUGGUUGAGUUGCAGAUGCUCUCGAUGCAAGAAAAGUUAGAUUCAGAUGCAAAGCUCGAGUCUGCGAUGAAACAGAUCGAAGAAUUGAGUUAUCAAAAGAGUUCCCGAAGAGCAAACGGUAAGCGAACGUCAACAUCUGAAAUCUCAGAAAUAGAUGUCGGAAUACUUCCGAAAGACAUUAUGCUGGAUCAAGCGUCGGAGUGUUCAUCGUAUGGRGUUAGCAAAAGAGGACUAAUCGACGGUGAGAUAUGGGAAUCUGCCGAUAAGCACGGUAGCAUCAAUAUGAAUUUUGACGACUCUAAGAUCAUGUUCAAACACCACCCGACCUCCUCCGAUUUGUCGCUUGAUAAGGAACUGGACGUCGUGGACAAACUUGAGGUCUCGAGGAGAUUCCGGGAGCCUCGUGAUGACGGAAACAAGAGAAAAGUGUUGGAAAGACUCAAUUCGGAUGUCCAAAAGUUGACGAAUCUUCAAAUCACAAUCGAGGAUUUAAAGCGGAAAGUAGAGAUCACUGGAAAAAGCCGAAGGGGGAAAAGCAUGAUCGAAUGCGAGACUUUAAAAGGACAGCUUAUGGAAGCGGAAUCCGCCAUCCAGAAACUAUACGAACUCAACGGGAAGCUCGUAAAGCAURUCGAAGGCAAUUCAGAAUCGGGAGAAAGCGAAAGCGAAAGCAUGAGAAGGAAGAAAGUCUCGGAACAAGCACGCCGAGUGUCGGAAAAGAUCGGUCGUUUGCAGUUAGAGGUACAAAAGAUUCAGUUCGUGUUGUUGAAACUCGACGACGAGAAAGAAUCCAAAGGAAAAACACGGUUUCUCGACACCAAAAAACGCGUUCUCUUGAAAGAUUAUUUGUACGGCGGCGGAAGACCAAAAACGAUAAGCAGUAACAGCAGCAGACGCAAAAAUGGUCAUUUUUGCGCUUGUGUUGAGCCUGCAACCAAAGGAGACUGAUCAUUACUGACCAGUCUCUUUUGGUAGAGUUCAUAAAGAACACCUUUUUUUCGUCUAUAAAUUAUGAAGUAAUCUAGUGUGUGUUUUUUAAUCGUCAUACUUAUGAAUAACUUUUGUCGUUUUUUCGGUUUAGAGAGAGCGUAAGAGGCCGUCGUUYCCAUAUGAUCUCGAGAAGCUAUUUUUA